CCGGUGUAGUCGAGCCGCGGCCCCGGCGGAGUGACGACGUAGCGAGGGAGCCAGCGAGCUAACGAGCGAGCGGGCGAACGAGCGAACGUAUUGUACGCGCCGUUGCUGCUUCUGCUGCUGUUGUUGCUGCGUGCCACAGCGCAACGCCAUUUUCUGUGUCCGCGGGUGAAGUCGAGCCGCGUUUGUCCGGAUCGGUCGUCGCGACGUCGGGCGUCGAGCGACGUCGCCCACACGUUGAUCGCCGCGUCGCCUCCUGCCGAGGACACGGUCGGCCUUUUUUCUCCCCUGGUCGCCCGCUCGGCCUCUCCGUCCGGGAUAUGCGCGGACACGCGGCGGACAGCCGUGCGACGGAUACGAUGGUCUCGAGAGAGCGGUGAGUGAGUUACCGGGAGGAGGAGCAAGCAGGAGGAACAAACAGCCGGCAAGAUGCCGCUUCCGAAACGACUAGUAGAGCCCGUACACGUGGCACGCGGCACCAUCCCCGAGGACUUCCCGCUGCCGUCGGAGCUCGAAGCAGCCACUAAUGGUACUUUAGCCAAUACUAUAAGACAACUAUCGAGUCUAUCGAGGCACGCCGAGGAUCUGUUCGGCGAGCUGGCGAGAGAGGCGCAUGGAUUGAGCGAUCGCGCCAACUCUCUACAGGCUAGGAUAGAUCGUUUGGCCGUCAAGGUCACCCAACUAGACAGUAAUGUCGAGGAAGUCUCGUUGCAAGAUAUACAUAUGAGAAAAGCCUUCAAGAGUUCCGUCGUGUUCGAUCAACAAGUCGUCUCCAGAGACACGAUGCCGACGGCGAUGCUAGAGACCUAUCAUCAAUGCGAUACGCCACCACCUCUAGAUAAGCUUAAUAUUUACAGAGAGGAUGGUAAGGACGGCUUAAAGUUCUAUACCGAUCCGAAUUACUUUUUUGAUCUGUGGAGUCAGGAGAUGCUCAAAGAUACGGAAAAGAAGUUGCACGAUCGAGGGAAGAAGAGCGAGUCUGAAUAUGCCGAACCGUUCAGAGAGCCGCAUAGGCCUCGGAAUGAGGGUGGCGGCGGAGGUGGCGGUGGCAGGCACAAGAAGCGCGUGAGACAGCCGCACAAUACGAGGGAACGGCAACGGCAAUUGGCCGUUGGCCACGGCGAGUACAUUAUGCCGACGCAGACGGUGCAAUAUAGGGCGCCGCACAAUGUGCAGCCCGGCGACGACACGCUACUGGGAAUGGUGAUGACGGAUCCUAGGCCGCCCAGGCCUAACAGUAUCGAGCUGCGGCGAAGUUACCCCCCGGAAGAACAACAUCUUUACAGCCCGCCAUCUUCCGACUACAGGGCAACAAACUACAUAGCUCAGGGCUAUGAUGAGAAUUCGUAUGGAUCGCAUUAUGCCCCGGGUCAGGUGCCGGCCGGCAGCGAAACGUAUCAGAGUCCUGGCGGUCAGAGCACUCCGAGCCGAGGCGGCAGAUCGCGGCCGUCGCAGCCGCCACCCGCACCACCAAGUAACGCUUCCAGCAAUUCUACACCCACAGUGGCAUCCGCCAAUAAUACUCCCACUAGGGGAAGAUCCAUGAGCACCGGUAGAGACACUCUACCGCCACCGCCCCCACCACCAGGAGAAACCAUGUCUCCUCCUUCCAUGAACGGCUCCAUACCGUCGCACUUGCUGAAUAGGAACGGAAGUCGGACGGACAGUCCUCUGCCGAGUCAACGCUCGACACCGACGCCGCCGAACCAGUUGGGCGUAGACGAAACGGACCCGGCACCCCAAGAUCUUCCGCCACCCCCACCUACUCCAGAUCCUACCCCGCCGAGACCCAUCUCGCCCCCGUGCAACAUUCCUCCACCUCCGCCGCCGCCGCCUCCUCCACCGGUUGCCAACGGCCCGACGGCGCCAUUGCCUCUUACAAAUGGCGACAUCGCGAAAAUGAUUGCGACUAAUCCGCCGAAACUGAAACCUUUGAAGAGCAUCGUGGACGGUCAAUUGAGGAAGCCUGUUAAUCCGAAUAUUCCAUUGGUUGAUCCACGAAACGAUCUGCUCAAAGCGAUUCGUGAUGGAAUAAAGCUGCGCAAGGUGGAAAAGAUAGAACAGAAGGAAGUGGAACGCGUGAAUGCGCUAAACGACGUUGCAUCCAUUCUAGCGCGCCGUGUUGCCGUCGAAUUCAGUGACAGCGAUUCGGCAUCGGAAAGUGAGUGCGACAGUGAGGGAUGGGGCGAACAAGAAAGCAAUCUAGCGUGACCCAACUCCCUUCAAUCCGCCGCCGCCGCUACUGCCUCCUAAAAAAAUGGCCGAUGAUUUUUUCGUUUCGUCAUCACAUCAUCUUAAUGUGUCCCGUCACGCUGUAGCGGGCUAUUUGGUUUGUUUAUUUUUAAUCAAUUUUUCAUUUUUGACCAAUUUUUCAUUUUUUGAGAAUCAUCAAAACGCUCAUACAUUUUAAAUACGCAUUGUAUAUUUAGAAUCUGAAUAAUCUUCAAAAUUGUAGAUGGAGGUAAAUUCUAAGUUAUAAUAAGAAUAGCGAGUAUAAUCUUGCACAAUCCUUUUAACAGAAAUCAUUUAACAGAGGAUACGUCUUACUGUAGAAUCUUAUCUGGAUUUAUUUAUUACCGUUCAUUGAACAAGGCAACAUAUAUUUUAAUACGUUCGCUUCUCUUGUCGUAUUAUUAUUAUGAGAGAAAUUUAAAAGACAUUUGUGUGUGUUACAUUUGAUUAUUGGUUUAUUAAUCCUUUUGAGAGCAAUUUAUUAAAAAAUAUUUUCUUUGGAAAGGAUGAGAAAGAAUUUAAAUUUCUAAAAAAACAAUGUUUUUUUAAAGAAAUUUCCAAAUUUUGAUGAUUUCUUGGAAUUGUCAACCAUGACAUCAUCUUUCUUCUAAGUAUUACGAGUCAAUCUGCAAUAUUGAAUGGAGUGGCGAACCAACCAAUCGACAUAGCAAUAGCGCCGUUUAGUUUAAUCACUCUGUCCUUAGGACGUUCUCGAGGACGCGCCAAUUGCGGCCAAUUUAAUCGCGAAUGUAGCUUUCGCCGAAUCGCGAUUCGAGUUUCGAAUGGGAACUCGUGAGCUUGCAAAAGCACACAAUGCCAAGUUCACGCACUAGUUAAUAGCAAAAUUUGUAAAUGCUGUUGAUCCAAGCAAUAAAAUCUUGGAUAAACAGAGAAAUUCUGAAAACACAAAACAAACGAUUGACAGAUUGAACGCUGCGUUUCUUUAAAAUUGUGCACACACUUUAAAAUAAAAUAUGUUACAUAUUUUUUUGUCAGUCCAAAAAAAGAAUUUAGAGAUAU
This is a messenger RNA of Camponotus floridanus (Florida carpenter ant), 3249 nucleotides long. It is a transcript of the gene SCAR, whose product is annotated as wiskott-Aldrich syndrome protein family member 3. Gene Ontology annotation, molecular function: Arp2/3 complex binding; protein kinase A regulatory subunit binding; actin binding. The record is from RefSeq and is a predicted model, not a curated record. NCBI's taxonomy places the organism in Eukaryota, Metazoa, Arthropoda, Insecta, Hymenoptera, Formicidae. Gene Ontology annotation, cellular component: SCAR complex; cytoskeleton. Bases 427 to 2208 code for a protein of 593 amino acids. The transcript is spliced from 9 exons. Gene Ontology annotation, biological process: actin cytoskeleton organization; positive regulation of Arp2/3 complex-mediated actin nucleation.